AUUCUGUUGCGGAAGUAAAGCGGAAGUGGCGGAAGUCUACUGAUCCUGAACCAUGCUUGAAUGGAGGUGACCUUAGUUAUCAAAUUGUAAAGUAAAGGAACUUGCUGUGGACAUCACGGAUACGUCGGGGCAGUCUAGUCUGGUUUAGAUACUAAACUUUAAAUAUUAGUGGUGUGAGCAGAACGAACUGAGAUGGCAGAGGCACAUCAGGCACGCGUGCAUGUUGCGGUGGAAGAAAUGGUCCAAAGCCUGGAGAGGGACCACAUCCGUGUAAUGCAGGGUCGCAUGUUCAAGUGCAGUGCAGACUGCUGUGAUCGUUCCACGGACUCCAUGUCUGUGGUGCAUCGGUGCAUCGAGAGGUGUCACACUCCGAUGGCCCAAGCUCAGGGCCAGGUCACUUCAGAGCUGGAGAAGUUUCAGGACCGUCUGACCAGAUGCACGAUGCACUGCAAUGACAAGGCGAAGGAUCUUUUUGACUCCGGCGCCAAAGAGCCAGCUGUUCGAUCACUGAUGGACGGCUGUGUGGGAAGUUGUGUGGACGACCACAUAAACCUGAUCCCCAGCAUGACCCGAAGAAUCAAAGAUAAUUUGGACUCUAUACAGCAGUAAGGAAGAGGGAUGGAUGACUUGUCGUCCUUCCUGGAGACUCAGUCUGAGGUCAUUACACAUACAGAAGCACAGGGUCGCUCAACUCGGCCAGUUUGAACAGUAAUAACGGAAGAAUAAAGGGCUGAAAUACCAUGAAAGCAUUGAGAGGGAAGUUUAACAUGGAUUGUGUGAUACAAAAGAGUUUUGACAAGUUCUACUGGCUGUGACUCUGAAUGCUGCUGUUGUGGAGAUUUAAAACUCUUCACUGUGAGAUUUGUUAUCUUACUAUGUGUAAUCUACAAUCCAUAACCUUCCUGGAUACUGGGAACUGAAAGUAUUGUUGUUUGGUGCUGGUUUGGUAAACUGAGUGAUGCAUCUGGUGGCGCAUCAUUGUUUAUGAUCAAGAUGCCAACGCAAACAUGCAUUGAAGAAGAGAAGUGUGUUAAAAUGCCAGUAUAGAGUACACCACACAAUGGUCCUCGUGUGUAUCUAUUCUUGCAUUUUGAAUGCACUUAAUGUUCAACUCUUGUCAGUCAUAUUUGAUUUCUGAAGUUUCUCUCCAGUAUGAGCCUUCUCAUCCCUUUCAUUUUUUUUGUCAUUUCAUUGUUGAGUUGUUCUGUGAUUGUCUGACCUCAUGAUUUAUGUAUCUGUAUUAAAAGCACUGUAGAUGUA
Molecule: messenger RNA, 1260 nt
Organism: Anarrhichthys ocellatus (wolf-eel)
Lineage: Eukaryota; Metazoa; Chordata; Actinopteri; Perciformes; Anarhichadidae
Gene: timcc
Product: family with sequence similarity 136 member A
Exons: 3
Coding region: 193-609 (138 amino acids)
Cellular component (GO): cytoplasm
Source: RefSeq, a predicted model, not a curated record